CAGUCGUAUUGUCAUCGGCUGCAACACGACAUGUAUUUUCUUACAAGCAAUAGCCGACUGAAUGAGCAAGUGGUUGAUAAAAUUAUUCUUCAGCUUAACAGAGUCUACCCCCAAAUUCUUACCAAUGCAGAAGCAGAAAAGUUCAGGAAUCCAAGGGCAUCACUCCAUACCAGACUUUCAGAUCUGAUAAAGCACCUUCAAAAGAAAGGAGACAGACACUGUCAAGAGUUUUACAGGGCUCUACAGAUCAAUGCUGAACAGCUGUAUAAUGACCUGCCAAGCAGGAAAAUCUUGAUUACCCCAGAUUCCACAGAGAUAGACACUGACAAGGAGAAAUAUAUGCUAAAUGACAGGGGUCCAGUGUUUUUCCUUGCUUGUUUUAGCGUUGCCGCAGGAUUUGCGUUAUUUUGGUAUUGCUGUAACUCAGAUACGAAAGUCGUAGGAAGAGCCAGGAGAAUCUUGGGCUUUUCUCCUAUUAUCAUAGGAAGACACGUUAGAAAUAUUUGUAUGUUGUAUUUGGAAGACAUAUCAAGAAAUUAAGGAAAAGCUGCCUCUUCGCUUGUCUGUAGAGUACACCUCCCAAGGGAAGACAACGGUGCAUGAAUAUUAAUGUACUAUACUCUCAUACCAAAGAUUUUAUUAACUAGCUUAAUCAAUAAUUGUGUUGCCUCAAGAUGUAUUCAGAAUUUUCAGCUAUAUAUGUCCUUCCUUAUGGGAAUGGACCAUUUAUUUUUGUAAAUGCUUAUUUUAAAAUAUUUAUCGUUUGGAUAAAAAAUAUUUUUAAUACAAA
Fulmarus glacialis (Northern fulmar) is the source of this 790-nucleotide messenger RNA. It is a transcript of the gene CARD19, whose product is annotated as chromosome unknown open reading frame, human C9orf89. NCBI's taxonomy places the organism in Eukaryota, Metazoa, Chordata, Aves, Procellariiformes, Procellariidae. Gene Ontology annotation, cellular component: mitochondrion. The transcript has 6 exons. The record is from RefSeq and is a predicted model, not a curated record. The coding region runs from base 31 to 540 and encodes 169 amino acids. Gene Ontology annotation, biological process: regulation of apoptotic process.